This is a messenger RNA of Rhagoletis zephyria (snowberry fruit fly), 502 nucleotides long. RefSeq lists its product as uncharacterized. The record is from RefSeq and is a predicted model, not a curated record. Lineage: Eukaryota; Metazoa; Arthropoda; Insecta; Diptera; Tephritidae.
AAUAUUUUUUCUAAAUAUUUCCCGCAUAGAUGUUCCGAUUAUACUAUCGUACGAUAUCACUGUGGACAAGUGUUUAAAAAGUGUAUUUGGCUUACCAGAUGUGGCUUCAAUAAUUGAUCAGGUCAAAGAAAUGAUAAUGCGCUAUGGAUCAGAAAUUAGUUCAAAGGACGUAGACAUUCCCACAAUAAAUGAUGAGUUUCCUUGGACUUUUUACGAGCUUUUAAAAUUUUUUGCCGAGACGGUAUCGUGGCCAGAGGAUGUGGAUAUUCUAGUUUCCUCAUCAAAAGUCAUUGUGGACACUAUAAAUAUAUUGGCCAUAACUUUGGACACGCUUAAAGGUGAAGAAAUUCCUCACAGUAGUAUGUUAUCGCCUAUCACAUCGAAAAUAGUAAAUAAAAAAUUAGCAUUAUCAGACACCGACGAUGAAUUUGUAGCGAAUAUAAAGCAGACUAUAAGUAGAGAGCUUCAGGACGUGUAAGUAAUAUUAAACGAAAACUAAUUU